UGAAUGUAGUAAUUGGCUGCUCUCAAGUGCUAGCGACUAUUUUGUAAUUACCAUUAGAGAAAGAAUACCUCUGGAAUGGUGGUUCAUCAGUGCCGUCGUCGACCGUUGAGUUUGUACUGGGGUUUGUGACUUGGAGGAGGGAUUGAAACGUCAAGUCAAGUACUUAUUAAAGAAGAUAUAUGAUUUAUAAGAUAAAGACUUAAAGCAAAAGAUAAUGGAGAAAUUAAUGAUGAAACUGUUAGCGUUGCUUGUCUGUGUUGGUGUUCCGUCAGUUUAUAGUCGUAACAUUACCGCAUUUACAACACGAGAAGGAGACCUAAAUCAUAUUGUUAUUCAUAACGUGACUGGACGAAUUUACGUUGGCGCUGUGAAUGGUAUUUUUCAAUUAAAUAGUAAUAUGCAAUUUGAAUUUGAAUACAAAACAGGACCACAGCUAGAAAAUGUUCAGUGUUUACCCGAAUCGGAUUGUGAGUAUUUCCAUGCAUCAAGAGAUAACGUAAAUAAAAUUCUAUUAAUAGACUACGAGAAAGAAUUUCUUCUUGCGUGUGGAAGUGCUAUACAGGGAACAUGUACAAUUCAUUCGCUGGAUAUGAUAAACCCAAUCGAAGAUCACAUCUAUUCAGAAUAUAACAUAGAAUAUGAUUUUGUUGCGACAGAAGGCUCCGUGGUAGCUUUCUUUGCCCCCGCUCCCCCCAAUCCCUUGGCGCAGGAGUUCGGUCUAGGGCUGUACAUUGGAGCAACACGUCAAACUCAUAGACCGGUUGAUUACAUCACUCAAAAAGCAGUCUCAACUAAACGAUUGCAUCUGACAAAUGGCCGCUAUAACUUCCAGUACGCGUAUUAUGAUGCUAAUGUUAGCAUCCAUACAUACAUUGACUUUUUAUCCAACUAUCGAGAUACUUACAAAAUUAACUACGUACAUGGUUUUAGUCAUGAUGGAUUUAGCUACUUCCUCACGGUCCAGCGUAUCAUUGCUGGCAGUGCCCAAUAUGAAACGCGAAUUGUUAGAAUAUGUCAAAAGGAUAAAGGUUACUAUUCUUAUACAGAAAUGCCGUUAAAAUGUCAAAAUGGAAAUAAAACGAGAAAUUUCAACAUCUUACAAGCUGCGUAUGUUGGUCCUGUUGGCAUGGACCUUGCUACCUAUCUCAACAUCAACUCCAAUGAUCUCAAUACAGAUGUCAUCUUAGGUGUGUUUGCUAGUUCGGUGAACCAGUCGACUGAUAUACCAUCUCGGAACACUGCAGUGUGUGCCUUUACCAUGAAAAGCAUAGCGUCGAAAUUUCGGAAAGGAUUGCAGUCGUGUUUUGAUGGUCAAGGCACGCAGGGAUUGAGGUUCUUCUCAGAAGAUGCAAUCUGUAUGCAUUCAACGGUUAUCGUUGAUAAUAAUUUUUGUGGUGACUCCUUCAAUAGUCCAAUUGAGGUCAAACGUUCCUAUAACAGCAUUGACCUACUGCAAGGGGGAGGCCGCAUGGUCCCACUGUCGUCAAUUAAUGCAAUGCCGUAUGGCCGUCGCACAGUAGUAUUUAUGGGAACUAAAGACGGAGAAUUAUUACAUUAUAUUUUGAGACCAAUACAUGAUGAGGAAGGACCACCCCCACCUGGAAGUUACUCUGGUCGUGUCUUUGCGUAUCGUAACCAAACGAUGGAUCCCCCUGGACCGAUUAUUCAAGACAUGCCGUAUAGCCUCGAUAUGCAGUAUAUAUUUGUAGGCACGCCGCAAACACUCUUUCGGGUACCAAUACAUGACUGCAGUCAGUAUCGAGAUUGUUCAACUUGUGUAACAACAGAAGACCCAGUGGUAUGCGGUUGGUGUGGUUCUUACUGCUCUACUAGUGAUGAAUGCUCUGGUACUGGUAUUGUCUGGAGCCAGUCAUCGUGUCCUCCGGCCAUAUAUGAAAUUUCUCCAUUGUCAGGACCUUUGGGAGGAGGAACAGAGUUGACAUUAACUGGAGACAAUUUAGGAAUUGGCAUCAUUAUGGCAGGAGGGACUCACAGCAUUCAUUUACCUGGAGGAGCUUUCUGUAUACCUCUUCCAGACAAGAGCAAUAUUCAUGUGAUUACUUGCAUCACUGAGGCGGUUGGCGAGCCAACAAACGGUGUCAUCUCCGUCACAAUCAACGUUGCCAGCGACAUCCUGUCGUACACCAUCACUGGAAUUGCCACGUCCACUAUGCAGUUCUCCUAUGUAGAUCCUAUAAUUGUUGAGUUCUAUCCUCCGUAUGGGCCCAUUUCAGGGGGCACCACUGUUAGCAUCUAUGGGACGAAUCUUUCAACCGGCAACUCUCGUGAAGUAAUGAUUGCUGGUGAUGAAUGUGAAAUAACCAGGGUAAAAGACAGUGAAAUAACUUGUGUCACAUUAGGGGCUCCCGAUAUGGUACCAAUGUCAUCUACAAUAACCAUUAUCUUCGACUCUGACACAACAAAAUCUACAUUGGAAGAAUAUUAUUACAUAGAUGAUCCAGUUAUAUAUGAUAUACAGCCGAAGAAAGUAUUUCUGAGCGGUGGUUUAACAUUGAACGUGUUUGGCACUAACCUACAUAUAAUUAUGGAACCACUUAUCGUAGUAACAGUCUAUAUGGGAUCAACUUUCCACAAUUAUGAUUCGGUUUGUACACCUAACCCUAACGGCACAAUGAUGACGUGUGAUGCACCCAAUAUUUCCAGCUCCGGGGUUGCAACACCGGCAACUGUGGAUGUUGCCUUCAUUUUAGACAAUGUUGACAAUGCUCUGCAGAUGGACAAUUCCACGGGCGUCAAUGAUACGGAAACUGAUUUAGAGGGCUUUCAAAUUGAUUACGUCACUGAUCCCAUCUACUAUAAAUUUAAGGAUACAGACAACAUCCGUCAACUUAAAGAUCACACUUAUCCACUAGAGAUUAUGGGAGAUCAUCUGAACUUAGCAGCUACUCCUAGCGAUGUACUAGUGACAGUUGGUAGUAGUGUGUGUAACAUCACUGAAUUGUUGUAUACAAUGUUAAGAUGCGACCCUCCUGAGUUACAUCAAGGUCGUAGUGAAACUGAUGCUGUAACGGUGACUGUCGGUAAUCUACAGUAUGACAUUGGCAGGCUAUUGUAUAUCGAUAGUCUUAAUAACUCACCAAAGUACUGGCACUACAUUCUCGUCACCGCGUCAUCUUGUAUCGUCAUGUUCGUCAUUGUCGUUGUCCUUAUCAUGCUCUACAAGCGGCGGUUGCGCACUAAGCAACUGAUGCAAAACGAACCCGUAGUACACUUCAGGCCUGAGACUUACCGUCUCGAUUCGACCACAUCUAAUACAAACGGUACCAUUUUAGAGGAGCAGCAUCCUCUUCUAAUAAAGUCAAUGUAUACAGAGAAUCCAUCAUUCCGUCAACGGGAAAAGAAACCGCUUUUAUCCAUCAUCAGCACAGAAAUGAGAAUGCAAAUUCAGGAAAUCCUAAUUCCGGAGGAUAGUUUUGUUAUUGAAAACAUCAUAGGAAAAGGGCAUUUUGGCAGCGUGUAUCAAGGAUCGCACAAGACGAAAUCUGGAGAGGUGAACGAGAUAGCCAUCAAAUGCUUGUUGCCUGGCAGCGCUCAACAGGAUAUGGUCCACUUCCUCCAGGAGGGAAUGAUGAUGAAGGACUUUAAACAUGAGAAUGUUCUAGCCCUCAUCGGUGUCUGUAUCAACAAGGAAGGGGUACCACUGGUCAUACUACCGUUUAUGAAACAUGGUGAUCUCUUAACAUACAUCCGGGAUCCUAAAUAUGAUUUAACAGCGCGUGAAUUGCUAGUGUUCAGUUUGCACAUUGCUUGUGGGAUGUCAUACUUAGCCAGCUUGAAAUUUGUUCAUCGUGAUCUUGCGGCUAGAAACUGCAUGUUGGACGAAACUCUGACUGUCAAAGUUGCAGAUUUUGGACUUUCUCGAGAUAUUUACGAGCGAGAUUACUAUAGUGCCAAAGAUAAAAACGCUAAACUUCCAGUUAGGUGGAUGGCUUUGGAGUGUCUGGAGAGGAAUAUUUAUAAUACAAAGACUGAUGUUUGGUCAUUUGGUGUUGUUAUGUGGGAAAUGCUGACAAGAGGUAUAACUCCAUACCCUGCUGUAGAUAACUGGGAUAUUAAUAGGUACCUUGCACAAGGUCGUCGUCUUCCACAGCCUCAGUUCUGUCCUGACGAAGUGUACCAUAUCAUGCAGCAAUGUUGGGCUUUCAGCCCACAGUCAAGACCCUCCUUUGAUGGCCUUGCCAAAAAACUGUCAGAUGUUCUGGAAUCGAGCCCAGCAACCCCAACCUCACAAGAUACAUACGUGUAUGUUAAUGUACCGCGUAACGAAUCAUAUACGCUCGCAACGAAAAAUGAACAUGAACCGCUUUCGUCAUUUGUACUCGACGGAUACAUGGCAAUGGCAAGUGGCAGAUCAGCAGAACAGGAGGAGGCGGCACCUACCCCGUAUGCCGAGACACCGAUCCACUCAAAGCUUCCAUUAGCACAUCAAUCUAAAGGGCAACAAGAGACCAUAAAAGAAGAUAUAGAGGGUUACCUCAAGGUUUCACCGCAUUAACAUUUAUCAAUGAUUAUUUCUUUCAGUCAAUGGAAUUGUGCAACUAAUAGUGAUACAGAUAUCUUAAAAUAAUUUCCUGGAUAAUUUUUAUAUGAAGUUGUUGAUGUAAUAUGAAACGUAUACACUGAGUAGGCAUAUGGUAUAUUAACACUACAUUUCUACUCGAAAAAAAAUCGUUCACAAAACAUUCAAUAGUGUGUAUUAUGAUUUUCGUAUCACUGAUAAUGAAUAAUGCUGGAAGUAUGUGGUGUAUAAGCAAGCCUUCAGUUUUCCUCUUGGGCAAGGCACUGUAAAUGCAUUGUGUCUCUACAGAUUGUGAUAGGUGUGCUCAGAGGUGCAAUAACCCUGAAAUGCAACAGGGUGAAGUUACACACUGUGCAUCUGACUAGGGUAGUUGGUGAGCGCCUUGCAUCCGUUGGCUAAAAUGUGCUAUAUAUCUCAAGUCAUUGUGUUUAAUUCAAUUAGGGUGAGGCCCAUGACUACCUAGCAGCAGUGGAGCUGCAUAUGGUAGCUUUAUGUUCACACCAUUCCAUGAAUGUGACUGAAAUGAUCUAAAGCAACAGGGUAAACCUCUUCUCUUCUGAUAAGAUGCAAUGGAUUCUUUAAAGUGCACACAAGUCAGAUAUGUACACUGGACCUCUAUCUUAAGUACUUACCCGAGAAGACUUCCAAUUGAAACAACCAGCACCAAUGUUAAGGCUUAAGAUGGCAGUGCCCCUGCCAUACCACUCGCCCACUUGACUCGCCCACUUGACUCGCCCAGUACCAUAGCUCCUCAGGUAUAAGCCCACCUUAUUGAACAAGAAAUUAGGCCCAUUUUGCCGAUAGGCCAAAUUGUACCUUUUACCAACAAAAAAUUGUUUGAAUUAAUAGCAAAUUGGGAGGCAAUUUUUCAGCAUUGCACGCACAAAUUAAGUCAGCUGAGCUACUAAUUCAAAUCAAAUCCUUGGCUCCUGGUGUGUGAAACUGGACAUAAAGUAGCGGGUGGGCUUAUGCCUGAGAAAGUACUAUUAUUUGUGACAUUUUUUAGCACUAUGCAUCCAUUUCUGUGAUAGCAUAAGACACCUGAUAUAUAGUUCAAGACACUUCAGAAAAUUUAUUGUAUAUUUCAUUAUCAUAUUCCGGAAGAAAUUGACGAAACAAUAUUUGUUUGAAUAACACCCUACUCACAUGACAGAAAAUGUACUAAAUAUUAACAGGGAUAUCUGUUCAGAUACUUCCCUACAUAACUACAGGUAAAUACUAAUCUUGAAAAGUCUGUACAAUUGAUACAAAGACAGAGAAGAUAUGCGCAAAGUCAAAGUGAAAGAUUAACUGAGCCCUGUUAACCCCGCACACAGAUCCUUGCUGGAUAUCUCAGGAACAUGAGGUCUGUGUUAAUUUACUGAGAUGAAAGAUACUAUAUUCUUACAAGAAUAUGUCUUUUUAUACCUUUCUAGAAUUUCUUAAUAGUUACGGUAGUACCUUUCUGUCAUGUGAAACAGGAACAGUACAUGUGUAAUAAAAUUUAAUUGUUUAUGUGUUUUGACAACUUUUUAACAAUUUGCUCAAGACUUUUAGUACAUUUUAACUUGAUUUACAUCAAGUAACCAAAUGCGAAAGUCCCAAAUGUAUCAAAAUUAAUAUUGUAACAUAAUUUUUGCAUUCAAUAAAUGCUUUGACAAUCUCAAUUACUAAAAAGUAUGCCUACUUAAUUAUAAAAAAAAAAGAAAAAUAAAAGUGAUAUUUUGCAUACAAAAUAUUUAUGUAGUUUUUUUAAGAGAGUAUACUUUCAUUUCAUUUCAAUUUAUUCAGUGAUUUCACAAAUUCACAACAAAAAAUUGCAAAAAAGCUCAGAAGUGCUCAUUCCAUUGUGGUCCUUAACCGAAACAAAAAAACAAGAAACAUAAAGAAAGACAAAAAUAAUAUAAAUUAAUCAUAGAACAUAGUUAGUCCAAGCCUCAGAAUCCUUCAAACAAAUUUUAAAAUCAUUUAAAAACCAUAUUUGAAAUGUUGGACACUCACUUUUUGAGUGU
Molecule: messenger RNA, 6531 nt
Organism: Anneissia japonica
Lineage: Eukaryota; Metazoa; Echinodermata; Crinoidea; Comatulida; Comatulidae
Product: hepatocyte growth factor receptor-like
Exons: 22
Coding region: 215-4516 (1433 amino acids)
Biological process (GO): regulation of GTPase activity; regulation of cell migration; semaphorin-plexin signaling pathway involved in axon guidance
Cellular component (GO): semaphorin receptor complex
Molecular function (GO): ATP binding; protein tyrosine kinase activity; semaphorin receptor activity
Source: RefSeq, a predicted model, not a curated record